UCAUUGGAGGGAAAAUCUUUAAAUUGUCAGUACUGCACAAAACUGUUAACAGAAAUGUUAAAAGGUGCAUUAAAGUUAAAUAAGAUAUGGAAGAAAGACACAGAUCAGCUCUUAGAAGAGUGCGUCUUGAAAUUGUUAAAGAUCUUGAUUUGGGAACAAAGCUUUAUGCUGAACUGAUACGAGCAAAAAUCUUUAAAGAAGAUCAGAUUGAACAAAUAAAGGCACAAUCUACAACUUGUGAUCAAGUAAACAAACUGUUGGACUUUCUACCAAAAAGAGGACCACAGGCUUUUGAUAAGUUUUUAAAUCUUGUCAAAAAGGAUUAUAACUGGCUUGCAGAUGAGCUAGAAAAUGAGCUUGAAAAAGUCUCACCUGGAAACCAAAUCAAACAACUCCCUUCAAACAGUCAUGAGAACUUGAGUGAGCAUGAGCAGACACAAGAGAUGACUAACACUUACCUCACCACUGCUGCUGCUUUCAAUGGAACUCACACAGAUACAAACAAAAAGUUGAUGAAUAGAGGUGCAAGUCCUAUUCAAAUAAUUGAACCUAUAAGAGAAAUUAUAAAAAAUAGGAGGCAUAAUGCAACUCAAACUGAAGAAGGACUAUUUGCUAAUGCAGACGACAAGGCCAUAAAUGAGGGUGACUUAUCAAAAACUAAAAGUCAUCCUGCAGAAUCCACAAAUAUUGAAUCUUUGGAUAAUGAUGAUGUAAAUCAUACAAACACUGCUCUACCAUGGAAUAAACAGGUUCAAAUGGAGGCCAUGAAGCAAUUGUAUACAAAAGUUAUUGGCAUAACAUCCCAAAAUACAGAAACUGUAGAAAGCAAAGAAGUUACAUGGGAGCAUAUGAACUGUGAAAUUGACAAAUUGGCAGAAAUGUUGAGAAAUUCUGAUGAUUCAAAAAUGCUUAAUAUGUGCUAUGAAAUACUUCCCAACGAAACUUCAAGACAACCACUGAAUCAAACUAUGAAAAGCUUGCUACAAGACAAAGAAAAUCUUCAUAAAGAGGUAAAAAAACUAGAGAAGAUUUGUGAAAAAUUAGAGAAAGAGAAUGAGAAGUAUAUAGAUGAUGUGUAUAAAAAAUCUAACGAACUUAAAAAAGUCCAAAAUGAACAUGAUAAAGCACUAAAAAAAAUUAAAGAAAAUUGCGAAACAUUAUUAGAUGCUAAGGAUAAGACAUGUAUGGAACAGAUAGAAGAAAAAAACAAGACAUGUCUGGAACAGAUAGAAGAAAAAAACAAGAAAAUUGAGGAUCUGGAAAAGAAAGUGGAGGAACUCUCAGCACAAAAGCCUAGUCAGAAUCCCUUAAAAGUUGAUUCUACCAGACAACUUGGAAGAACAAGGGCUCAAAGAUCUUAUUCAGUUUCUUCACAGUCAUAUACCACAAAUAAAACAUUUUCCAGGCAAAAAGAUGGUCACAGCAAGGUUCUAAAAGUUAUGAAAAAAAUAUAGUUUGUAGACAUAAAUAUCAAACAGUGAUUUUACAAUCAACAGAGGCUUAAAUCAUUAUUAUACAUUUCUGAAACUAGAGGGUCAUGAUGAUCUAUUUCAUGGUUCAUACAGGACUUAAGCAAACAAAUUCAAGGAUUUUUAAGAACCUUUUAUCAAUAUUUAAGGACUAUUUUAGUCGCUUGUGGCUUAAAUCUUUAUGACCAUUCAGGCUCUUCAUGAUGGAACAAAAGUUAUAAAUCAGUUUUAUUUCUGAAAAACUACCUUUAUGAUUUACAUAGAAAAAGUUCCAGUCACUUUAAAUGUCAAUAAUAGAUUUAUCUGCCUACAUACAAACAAAACAGUUACAAGUCACUUUAGAGCACUUUUUCUCAUUGUUUCUAUGUCUAUAAGUUUAUCGCAGAACGUACAUAAACACUUAUGCUUGUCAGACUUAAACUCCUUAAGCCACAGUGAAUAUUUAUCCUCUGGAAGUCAUUUAGUAGUAGCAAAACACACUUAUUUUCAGGACCACUCAUCUUGACCUUGCUUUGUUGUGCAUGAUCACACUAGAAAUUAUUCAUGUUGUGAGAAUUGUAAUUCAUACCUUAAACCCGUAUUUAUCCAUACCAAAAUCGCGUUUAACUUGUGUUCACAAUCAGAGUGGGUGGGAUGCACGUACAUUUUCUUAUUGUUUUUUUUUUUUCACUUUUUUUGAUGUCAUUGUUAUUACACCCUCCAUUUUUUUCAAAAUCCAAGGACUUUUCCAGCUUUUUUUGAAAAUUCAAGGACUUUUCCAAGGGAUUUUUUACAAGCAAUAUUCAAGGACUUUCAAGGACCUGUGCAAACCAUUCUUUAAAUUUCUUGUAAUACUUUUUUUAUUUUUAUUUUUUUAUUUAUUCUUUGUUUAUAAAUAUUUAUUUAAGCUUGAUAGCGAAACAAGUUCUUGUAACUUAUGUUAAUCAUUUUCGAGUUCGCUUCCUGGAUCUAACCAGAACUGGUGUCAUAUGAAGAAACAUGGUCAUGACCUAUAGCUUGAACCCAUGAUCCCUGGGUUGAGUGGCAAACACUUUAACUACUAGGCCACAACUCCCCUAUUAAUUACUUACAUGUAUACAGUUUUGAGACUAGAAAAUUCUUGAUAUCAUUUGCUUAUUGUUUUAUAAAAUUUCUUUUUGACUCAAUAUACAUUGUUGAACUAUUUUCAGUAUCUGAAUUUUGCUUGUUGGUUAAUGUUCUUUGUUUUUUAUAAAUUUUAUUAAUAUGAUAUUCUUUGAUGAAAUGAGCCGUGUCACGACAAAACCAACAUAGUGCGUUUGCGACCAGCAUUCGCGCAGUCUGAUCAGGAUCCAUGCUGUUCACUUACCAACUCUAUAAC
Messenger RNA from Ruditapes philippinarum (Manila clam), 2808 nucleotides. RefSeq lists its product as uncharacterized. The record is from RefSeq and is a predicted model, not a curated record. The coding region runs from base 87 to 1454 and encodes 455 amino acids. The transcript has 3 exons. NCBI's taxonomy places the organism in Eukaryota, Metazoa, Mollusca, Bivalvia, Venerida, Veneridae. Gene Ontology annotation, biological process: regulation of apoptotic process.